GCUAAACCAGACUUUCUGCUUCCUCCCUGUGCUGACUGAGAUAUCAGACAGCUGAAGUCCUGGUAUGUGGUUCAGGUCGCUGGCGGUGAGUGCCUGCACUCUCGGUGUUCUCGGAGCUGUCUCGCAUAAAUUCGUUCCCACAGGCUUGUUUCACUCCGCUCUUAGGAAGUCAUCUCUGGUGGAACAGACAGACAUGAAGGUAGAACUGCUGCCUGCUCUCACCGACAACUACAUGUACCUCCUCAUCGAUGAAGACACGAAGGAAGCAGCCAUAGUCGAUCCAGUAGAGCCUCAGAAAGUUGUAGAUGCGGUCAAAAAGCAUGGUGUGAAGCUCAAAACCGUCCUGACAACUCACCAUCACUGGGAUCAUGCAGGAGGUAAUGAGAAACUGGUAAAGCUCAUGCCAGGACUGACAGUUUAUGGGGGAGAUGACAGAGUGGGAGCUUUAACUCAGAAAGUCACACACUACAACACUUUCAAAGUGGGCUCCCUGAAUGUAAAGUGUUUGUUCACGCCAUGUCACACCAGCGGUCACAUCUGCUAUUUUGUUACAAAAGAAAACAGCACCGAACCACCAGCUGUGUUUACAGGCGAUACUCUGUUCGUGGCCGGCUGUGGAAAGUUUUUUGAGGGUACCGCUGAUGAGAUGUAUAAAGCCCUGAUCGAGGUUUUAGGCCGUCUUCCUCCAGAGACGCGUGUGUACUGUGGUCAUGAGUACACCAUCAAUAAUCUGAAGUUUGCUCGGCAUGUUGAACCAAAUAAUGAGGUCAUCCAGAAAAAGUUAGCAUGGGCUAAGGAAAAAUACGAUAACGGAGAGCCAACCAUUCCCUCUACACUGGCUGAUGAGUUCACAUUUAACCCCUUCAUGAGAGUGAGAGAGAAGUCGGUACAAGAGCAUGCUGGGACCAGUGACCCGAUUGAAGCCAUGAGAAACAUCCGUAAAGAGAAGGACCGCUUUCGAGUCCCGAAGAACUGAGCUCUCGGGCUUGUCUGCGCUGGUCAUCACCACUACUUUUAUAUCUGCUCAUCAUUUCACUAACAAUAGCAGGACAUGAAGCAUAUGUGGAAACUCCAUUUAUAGCAGAAGCACAAGUAUUGAGCUGUUUAUUUUCAUGUUUUUUUCUUUAAGGCAGCGUAUCGUCUUCAUUGAGCAAUAUACAGGAUUGUUAACCUGUAAAACAAUGUUUUCAAACCAUUAAUAUAAGCAAUAGAUCAAAC
Messenger RNA from Sinocyclocheilus anshuiensis, 1218 nucleotides. RefSeq names its product hydroxyacylglutathione hydrolase, mitochondrial. Gene Ontology annotation, molecular function: hydroxyacylglutathione hydrolase activity. The record is from RefSeq and is a predicted model, not a curated record. Bases 65 to 976 code for a protein of 303 amino acids. Lineage: Eukaryota; Metazoa; Chordata; Actinopteri; Cypriniformes; Cyprinidae. Gene Ontology annotation, biological process: glutathione metabolic process. The transcript has 9 exons. Gene Ontology annotation, cellular component: mitochondrion.